Molecule: messenger RNA, 984 nt
Organism: Amoebophrya sp. A25
Lineage: Eukaryota; Dinophyceae; Syndiniales; Amoebophryaceae
Source: the annotation of a GenBank genome assembly
CGAUGCUGGUUUGCGUUUAGCACAACAAGACCACAGUGGAGUAGACGGCGUUCUUCAUGCUACUUCUGAAGAAAAGCGUUCUGCAAUACUCGACUAUGCCACGGAGAUGAAAACGCUAGACCCAGGACAAGCCCUGCCGGAUUCGUUGUCACCUGGCACUAAAGCUGAAGUAGAGACUCAAGUUCGAAGGUUGAGCAAGAGGAGGGCACAGAGGAAGACGAUGAGGGAAAAUAUGUCCAACAAGACUUCUAGCUCCACAGCGAACAAUAAUAACAAUAAACUUCAACAAGAAGUAGACGAAAGAACCGCUAAAACGACUUUUGAUCAUCACCUUGAUGAUCAAACACGGCAACAAAAGCCAAAGGGUAAGCCUAGGACCGACUCCGCAAAAGGAGAAGCUGAGACACAAGGUAGUGGUGCUUUGACACUGAACGCGAACAUCCUGAUGUCUCAGGAGACGCCAGAGAAGCCGAAAGAACAGAGAAAGCCACCUCCAAAGAACAACAAGUGCACUCUCUUCAGCGACGACGAAGAAGAAGAAGAAAAGCACCAGAGUGAGAGUGAAAAGUGCGCACUGUUCGCUGACGAAGGCGCUGAGGUGGGAGAUACUAAAGCAAACGGUAGUGGAAAGACUCACCAGCCAAAGCCAUUGAACGGGCAGAAGAACACAGCCAUAGCUUCUUCAGCAGACGAACGCGAUAAUUCGACAACUGUAGGACGUGCAGAAGGAGGCGAUACCUCAUCCGGGCUAGAUGUCGAUGGCUCUUCUGGUGAAAGAGCGAACCCUAUAAUUUCCCCCGUGCGCUUCAGAAAGCUGCUUGAUGCUGCGCCUGCUGUUCCGAUACAAAAGGCUCGGCCACGACCUUCUACAGUGGAGAUCAUGGAGCGGCCACAAGCAGCACAGGAGGAGAAGAAGAAAGACGAAAAGCGAGAGAAUAUGACCGUCUCUGUGGCACAACCAGUACCAGAGCCCGAGCCGACGAC